Molecule: messenger RNA, 2743 nt
Organism: Zophobas morio
Lineage: Eukaryota; Metazoa; Arthropoda; Insecta; Coleoptera; Tenebrionidae
Gene: GAA1
Product: glycosylphosphatidylinositol anchor attachment 1 protein
Exons: 6
Coding region: 206-2224 (672 amino acids)
Biological process (GO): attachment of GPI anchor to protein
Cellular component (GO): GPI-anchor transamidase complex; membrane
Source: RefSeq, a predicted model, not a curated record
AAUACACUAGAAUUUAGGGUGAUAUCCGGUCUAUACAUAUUUAAAGUCUCUGGUAAUGUUGCGUAAAACGUCAAACGUGCAGACAUUUAGGCUGUGCAUUUAGGUUAUGUCCCUGUAAACAAAGUGGGCGAGGGCGACCCUCCACGAAAAGACUGUCUCGUGUGUGAUUUUUUUUAAUUACUAGUAGUGUAAUUGUUUUAGAACAAUGGGUUUAUUAACCGACCCAAGUGCCGGUCAGGGCAAGGUAACGAAGGCGCUGGUAAAAUUGUAUGUAAAAUUGUGUGCAUUACUAUAUUUGGCUGGAAUAGGGUGGUUUUGCUCCCUCGCAUACACCCCGAUGAAUACAGGAACAUAUUUUUCUGAAAAUGCCCUUUUACCAGGUCUAGUCAAAUCCGAAUUUCGAGAAGAUGGAACAGCAAAAUUCUACCAUGAAGAACUUUUGGAUGAAAUGAAGAAAUAUGAUGACGGAAUUCCAUAUCCGUGGUUAUUAGCAAAAAUGAAGCAAAUAGGGUUGUACACGUACACUCAUAACUUCACAUUGCAUUAUCCACUUGGAAGAGCACAAAAAUUCACCGGAAAAAAUGUUUAUGGAAUAGUUAGAGCACCGAGAGGCUCAAGUACUGAAACUUUAGUACUGAGUGUCCCAUAUCGCCCUCCUGUGAGUGUGCAUUCAACAACGGCCCCAUCUAUUGCUGUAAUGUUAGCAUUUGCAAAAUUUGCAAGAAAACAAAAUUACUGGGCCAAAGAUAUCAUAUUUCUAAUCACUGAACAUGAGCAGCUUGGUAUGCAAGCAUGGCUCGAAGCCUACCAUGGCGUAACCUGUGGAAAUGAGUUUACUUUAGACCACGGUACCAUCCGAGGACGUGCGGGAGCUAUACAGGCUGCCAUUAAUCUAGAACUGCAUGAACCCAUGCUUACUCAAGUUGAUAUUAAAGUUGAAGGCUUAAAUGGGCAACUACCUAACUUAGAUUUAUUUAAUUUAGCCGCAAAGAUGCUUUUGAAAGAAAGCUUGCCACACACGUUUAAAAAUCGACAGAAUAAAAAUUUACGCAAUCCAGUAAGAGAUUGGUACUACUCAUUCCAAACAUUAAUGGCUAUGGUUGCAACACAAGCCACUGGGAUACCUAAUGGCAAUCAUGGACUGUAUCACAGAUUUGGGAUACAAGCACUGACACUUGAAAGUUCAGACUUGAGGGGUGGUAAUAAGGCAGGCUUUUUGGUUAUAGGUCGCAUUAUUGAGGGAAUUUUUCGAAGUUUAAACAAUCUCUUGGAACGUUUCCAUCAAAGUUAUUUCUUUUAUUUGUUACCGUCGUCGGAAAGAUUUAUUUCAAUUGGUCUGUAUAUGCCAGCUAUUUGCUUGAUUGCCGGAGCUCUAUUUAUCAAGGCCUGCGCGAAGUGGUGCCAGCUCCAAGAAAAUCAAACCCAGAAAGAGUUCCCGGAACCUAAAAAUAAGACGCUUAAAGAAAAAGAGAAAGUCAAUGGCACAAAACCUGACGACAUGUCAAAAUUUUGGGCGGAGAUGGAUGAAAAAUAUAAAGUGGCGCUCAAAACCUACAAACCCUUAGAUCCCGAUUCCAUUAAUUUUAUUCCCAUCCUCUUUGUCUUCCUAAUGACUCACGUCAUAGGAGUUUUAAUAAUGAAUAGUCCUCAACUAAUCACUUUUCUCGGCGGGCAAUAUAAUUAUUCAACCGAAAUUUCUCUCUUUUACGGCUUUACGGCUAUAUCCCUUGUAUUAUUAAUAAUUCCGCUUUUUAUUCCUUUUAAGGGAUGUGAAAAGAGUAUGUCCACGUUAAAUAUUUUAUCGCUGUUAGAAUUAGGCACCACUUUAAUUUGUAUUUCGAUGAAUAAUUUCUCGCUGGCAUUAUAUUGCGGUGCAAUAUAUGUUCCUUUCGCGUUGAUUAUUGGAAUUUCGCGGUGGAUGUGGACGGCCGCCAUUAAAAAAAUUAUUUGGUUACUAACUCACCCUCUGUUUGUUUUGGUGGCCACUGUUUUGACGUACACGUACGUGGUGUUUCCGGGUGAAAAAUUUGAGGAUAAUUUUUACAGAGGAUUAGCGGCGACGCAGCAAGCCAUUGUUUUCAGUGUAGUAGACUCGAUGAUUUAUGGAAAUUGGUUGUUUAGUGUUAUUACUAGUAUCUUCAUACCCAACUGGUUGUGUUUCUGGAUUGUUGCAUUCGCGAAAGUUCAAACAAAGGAUAACAUUCCAAAGAAAAAAUUAGAUUAAUUUUCAUGUAUAAUAGGUUCCCCUUUUUUAAUAAAAUUUGCCUUUUAUCAGAAUGACGUAUGAGAUUAUACGCGCCAUUAAACAUUUCUAACAGAUUUAUUAAGUUUCAAAUACAAAACUGUGUGUAAAGUAAACUUUAUAAAACCUUGACACAUUUCACUUGUAGUAGUAAAUGAGUGAAGUCGGGUGUUUAUAAAGAUUAAUUUUACCGCCUUUCACGUCAUCUGCCGAUGCCAUUAAUGUCUGAAUUUUCAGACUUACCUAUCUUCAUUUUUUGUGUGUGCGUGUGUAGGAGCACGCGUAAACAUUGAAUACAUCUAGAGCAUGUCAGUAAUUUCAUAUAGUAACAUCUAUUACUAUUUGUCUCUUUACUUGUAACGAGGUACUUGUUUUUUAUACAUUUGUAAAUAUAAUUUAAACAUAAACUGAUUUAAGUAAUGUCUUGUGUGAUGGUCAUCUGGUCGACAAUAGCGAUUUAAGUGUACACCAAAAUAUGUAUAAUAGUGAUCAACCAAUAAA